This is a messenger RNA of Labeo rohita (rohu), 2201 nucleotides long. RefSeq names its product corepressor interacting with RBPJ, CIR1 (gene cirsr). Gene Ontology annotation, cellular component: nucleus. Gene Ontology annotation, biological process: negative regulation of DNA-templated transcription. The record is from RefSeq and is a predicted model, not a curated record. The transcript has 10 exons. Lineage: Eukaryota; Metazoa; Chordata; Actinopteri; Cypriniformes; Cyprinidae. Gene Ontology annotation, molecular function: transcription corepressor activity. The coding region runs from base 107 to 1453 and encodes 448 amino acids.
CCAUUGCGUCAUUAAGAAGCGCCGCUGUUAUGUUUUGAUGUUGUUUGCUCGGCGAAAACGCUAACAGUUUUUAAUAACAAUUUGAUCGUUACGUUGGUGGUCAAACAUGGGGAAAUCUUUUGCUAAUUUCAUGUGCAAGAAAGAUUUUCAUCCUGCAUCAAAAUCCAACAUAAAGAAGGUAUGGAUCGCAGAGCAAAAAUUAACCUUCGAGAAGAAGAAGCAGGAGGAACUGAUGCAGGCUUACGUGAAGGAGCAGGACACAUACAACAACAGACUGCUGAUGGGAGAUGAUCGUGUGAAGAAUGGCCUUAAUUUUAUGUAUGAAGCACCUCCAGGAGCAUCUAAAGAGGAGACUAAAGAGGAAGGAGAAUCUGAGUACAAGUUUGAGUGGCAGAAAGUAGCUCCUCGUGAAAAAUAUGCAAAGGAUGACAUGAAUAUUCGGGAUCAGCCUUUUGGCAUUCAGGUGCGGAACGUGCGCUGCAUUAAAUGUCAUAAAUGGGGUCAUGUGAACACGGACCGUGAGUGUCCCCUCUUUGGCCUAUCAGGGAUCAACGCCAGCUCUAUGGCCAGUGAUGAAGCAGGUCCGUCAAUGCACCCCUCCGAGUUAAUGGCAGAGAUGCGAAACAGUGGGUUUGCGCUGAAGAAAUGUGUCCUUGGGAGGGACAGCACCAUGAGUGAUCCAGCACAGGAGCUUGUGGCCAGUGAGGAAGAGGACGACCCUGAGGUGGAGUUCCUGAAGUCUCUGUCUACCAAACAAAAGCAGAAACUCCUUAGAAAACUUGACCGUCUUGAAAAGAAAAAGGAAAAGAAGAAGAAAAGUAAAAAAGAGAAAAAGAAGAACAAAAAGAAGCAGAAAAAGAAACAAGCCAAGAGUGAGAGUUCAUCCAGCAGCUCGUCAGACAGUAGCGACAGCAGCAGCGACUCUGAGGAUGAGAAACACUCUGGAAAGAAAGCCAAGAAGAAGAGGAAGAGAAGGAAGGACUCGUCCAGUGACAGCAGCUCUGAGAGACACCAGGAGAAAGAACGCUCCCACAGUCUGGACUCCAAACACGCACAUUCAAAACACAAUGAGCACAGAGUUCAGAGGUCACCAGACCACAAGAACAGCAGAGAGAGAUGGAGAGACGACAAAGAGAAAGCUAAAGAUAGACACAGGAGCAGGAGUAGGGAGAGGAGGAGAGAACAAAGCAGGAGCAGAAGCCCUCAGCGGCGGAGAGAUGAGAAAGACAGAGGUAAGGAGAGAUACAGGAGCACGAGCAGGGAGAGAGGGCGAGAGAGGAGAGACAGGAGCGGAGAACGUGACAAGGGCAAGAGGGAAAGAAGCAGAAGUCGGGAAAGAGAAAGAAACUCGGAUAGAAAUGUCAAAAGGAGGAGUGUCAGUCGGGAACGAGGGAGGGGCAGAAGUGAUAGCAGAGAUGCAGAGAGGAGGAGAGAACACAGCAGAGGGAAAUAGCUGGAAGUGCAUGGUUUGGCUUCUGACACCAUCAUUACUUCACUGUGUCAUCUCAGAUUAAAGGAAUAACUCAAAUGAAACCUCUUUCAUAAUUUACUCACCCUCAUGUCAUUCCAAGCCAUUUUUUUUAUUCUCUGCUCCCUCUUUUUAAAUAAUAAAACUUCAUGGAGACGCUGGCUGUCAAGCUUCAGAAUGACAAAGCAGAACCUUAAAAGGAGUUUUUGUGGCUCUUAUAUUCCAUGUCUUAUGGAGUCAUACAGUAACUUUUGUGUGACAAACAAACCAAAAUUCACGUCCUUAUUCAUAAAUUCACCAUGAGAACUAAAGACACUUGAUAAUAUUGUGUACUGAUAGCAGGAAAGAAGGUUUUCAGUGAAUAAAGUCUUUAAAGGAUGGUCUGUUUGUCACAUUAUAUUCAGAAGUCUUGGAAUAUAGCACACACAGUGUUUUUUUUUCUUCAUUUUUGGAGCUUCUUCAAGGCUGUUGCUGGUGUCGUACAACAGUUAACUGUUUAAAUGUACAUAUUUUUUACAUUUCCUUUCCUAAAGUCACAAGGGUUUGGACCGACAUGAGGGUUUAUGAUGAUUAAUGUUGACAGAAUUUUAAUUUGGGGGGUAAAUUGUUUGUUUGGGUAGCUUUCCUAUUUGUUCCCCGUUUACAGGCAGCUCUGGAAAUUUGUCCAGAAGAGGGCGCUCUGAGAAUGUAAAAACUGAACCUGUUAUAAAGCAGAAUUAAAUGUUUGACUCAU